AGGCACCCAACUCUGCUCCUUUCCCUUCCCUGUCUCCCCUACCCACUCCUGUCCCUGACUCAACAGAGUGGAAUCCCAGGGGCCAGACCCUAGCUGGCCUUUAGCCUCAGUCAGCUCUGCUCUUUAGCCUUUCCUUGAAGAGGAGUGCAGAAACAGAAGCUUCAUUAGGGAAGGAGACCUAGGCCAGCACAGCAAAUCAUAACAUUACACAGCCAAGGGGACCAAUGACAACCCAAUGGCAGAACCACCUUGCAGCACAGAUGAGGAAACACAAGCCCAGGGAGGCACAGGGACCCACCUGCCCAUAGCCACACAGCCAGCCAACAGCAAAGACCAAAAGUCAAGUGGGAUCUCUCUCCUUUUCUAAAUGUCCAUUUCCCAUUCUAAACUGGGAUAAUAAACCCAGCCUGGGCACCACUUAGAAACUGUAAAGCAAGGUACAGAUGUAGUAAGGAGUCAUCUUUUCCAAUUGUCUGGGAGUUGGGGGUUGGGGGGAAGACUGAGGUGGGAGCAAGAACAUUUAGGACUUUUGGAGGACGCAUCCAGCUUAUUUAUUCCAGCCUUUCCCCAGAGGCCCAGGCCACUGAAUGGAGGAGGAGGGUAUUAAAUAGCAGAGAGUUAUUUAAAAGCCAGUUGCCUGCCCCUCAGAAGCAGCACGGGCCUCUUCUGACUCAAUGGAGAAAAUGAAUCUUGGGCCUAUGGAUUUUCCUGUGUUUCGCAGCAGGGGGGAGGGGAGGGGGAGUGAGAAAUGGGAAUGGCAAGGCCCACAGUGAAGUUUCCUAUCCCUGAUGGCAAGGAAGUCAAGCAAGAAGAGAGAAGCUGGGGCCUCCCCAACUACUACCUCAUGGCUGAGUUCAUCACAUCAGGCUGCCUGCUGCUCCUCCAUUUGCCUUGGAGGAGGAGGAAACAGAGGGACAGCGAGGCAGCAGGAGGGUUGCUGGGACAGAGGACAAAGGGAGCCUGGAUCUCAGGACGCUACAGCAUCCACCCCAGAAGGACCCCAGGCCACCCCUACCACUUUCUAGUCAGGCAACCAAGACCUUAAUUGGGGUGGUGCCAAGUUCAAGGUCACAUAUUGAGAAGGUGGGGGCACCAGUUUGGGCCAAUCCCAGUAUGACCUUCCCCUCCCUGACCCCCAUCCCUAAAAAGCCAAGGGGCACAAGACCACUAGGUCCCCCAAGACCAUCCCAUCCACACACACUUUUUUGCAACAGGGAAACUGAGGUGUGUCCAAGGACUUUAGUAAUAUUGACACACCUCUGAUGACAAAAUGGAGCUGGAGAAGGGGCUACCUGCUGGGUGAUCUCAGGGAUGUCAUCACACUCUGUGCUCCCUACCAAGGCUUAGUGGAGCUGACCAAGAGCAGGGUCUGCGCCAGCAGAAAAGGCCCAGUGAAGGCACUGGAGGCUCAGGUAGAGACAACAUCUUGGAAUACUCACAGAGGGGCUCUGGGACCUAGUGGAGUAAUAAAUUCAAGCAUGGAGAUCCAGCGUGGCUGACAUGGGGGAUAUUCAUCUGGGCACAGGGCAGAUGAUCACUCUCCACGGGUGGCAAGGGGUACCUUGCUUCUUCCGAGUCCUAAGGAAACCCUGAGGGUGGGAGCUUUUUGCCCACAGGCUCCCCUGGGAUCUGACCCAGCCACACUCCCAGGAGAGAGGGAUCCUAGGAAGAAGGGGGCUGCGGCAAAGGAGAUGGGCAAGAAACCUGAGCUUCUAUCGGGCUCAGGUCCCAGUCAGCUGUGCAACCUUAGGGAAAGCACUUAACAUUUCUGAGUGGCUAUCCGGCUGUCUCCUGGUAUGAAGUGUAGAUGAGUGAUCCUCACCAAGCUUGCCUCAUAGGGAUGGGAGAUUCGAGUCACAGACUUUUAAAUCAUUAUUUCAUCCAGCAAAUGUUCCCUGAUGCCUUCUCUGUAUUGAUUCCUAAGAAAUUAGACCAGUCCUGAGCCCCAGCUGCUGACAGUCAAGAAGAUCAGGGGAGUCUUAACCCUCUGAUUGAUAAAUGAAGUUCAAAGGAUGGAGAGCGAAGACAUGAGGGCUCCCUGAAGGGGGCAAAACUCACAAGUCCUGAGGGACAGCAGACUGGACUGGAGAAACAGAAUCAAGAGAGCACCCCAGCUGGAAGAAACAGUCCAAGAGAAGAGACUUCCACCAGAUGCAUCAGAGAAUAAACACACAGCCUCAGACUCAAGUGGACACACAUUUAUUGAACACUUAAUGCAUACUGAACACUGGCAAAUCUAAGAUGGAGAGCGCUGUUCCUCCAAAGAACAGAGAUCCCUCAGCCCCAGUGGCUCGCAGAUUUGACUCCUUGGGGAACUUGGACAGAGAGAAAUUGGUUCCAGGAGAAUUUAGAAGGGAAACACCUAUACAAAGUGGGAAGAGGAGAGAAGGCUGAGUAGAGGCCACACAGAGAGACAAGCAGAAACUCAUUUUAUUAACAUCUACCACAAAUGUGCUAUGUUGGAGAAGGAAAGAACAUGGAACAGGGAAAAAUGACAAAGGAGCUUAUUAGUCCCAGAGAGGGGCAAUGCCUUAUCCAGGGUCUGGCAGCAUGGGUGCUAGGCCCCCAGACCCAGGUGAAAUGUUUUUUCUUGUUUUGAGGCACUUUCAAUUCACUUUAUCAUAACAGCCCUGAGAGAAACAGGAAGAACAGGAAUUCAAAGCCUAUCCACCUUACAGAAGAGGAAGGUGACAGCCCAAGAUUGACACAAGCCUGAGGUCACACCAGACCAACCACGGCAUCCAUUCCCAGCCUCAGCUUCCUGGGGUCAGGAUAAGACUUCCUUGUGGUGCAGAACCCUCUCAGAUGCACCCCACCAUCUUGGAGAGAGUCCUGGGCAAGGACCCUGGGGCCAGGUUUCUAGGCUAAACCCUGAAACUUUGACAGGGGCCUUGGGGCCCCUUUGGCCUAUUUCCCCAUUUGUGCAAUACAGAGGACAUUUGCCUUAUUCUCUGGCACCUGAUGAUUCUAAAUUCUCCCCACGCCUCAUUUCCCCAAAUGAGGUGUCAAGCACCCCCCCAGUCAAGGGUGCCUGUGGCCAUGCAACUCCUUUCCUGGGGAGCAGAAGAGGGGGUGGGCAUCAGCCAAUCUGAGGCCAGCCACCACAGGGCCUGGGGAAGGAGUUCCAGCCUUGGCAGUGGUCUGUGAUUUCUCCGGGCCUGGAAGCAGACAAGGAAACAGAUUGUUCUGUUCAUUCAGUCUGUCAUUUGCACUACACACUCUUCUGUGAUGAUAGUCCCUAUACUGGAAACACAAAAGUGAAGAUGACCCAGUGCCUCCUACCAAGGGAGAUGUCAGAACUGGGCAUGUUGCUGUGUGGGCCGGGGUUUAGGAGAGUGCUACAGCUGGGGACCCAGCCCCAAUGGCAUCUACUUGAGUACGUGUGCCCAUGUGAGAAAAGACACCACCAGCCUGUUACCUCCACAGACCAAGGGCAUGGUGCAGGGCAGGAGGAGUAGGGUCUGACUGUGCUAGCCAAUCUCUGGGUCCCUAUGUUUGGCAUGGCUUAUGCAUGGGCCUGUAAGCUUGCCCUCUGAGAAUGUACCCAGGAACUUGCAUGGGCUCAGAAGUGUGCAUAUUCAAAUAUGUAUGUCUUUAUCAAUUUAUGGACACAUGCCAGGACGCACUCAAACCUACAAUCCUAUGCGCACAUAUGAAUAAGUCUGCAUGGACUUGCAUGAAGCACAUCUGAGCUCUCAUACCUGGGGGAGUUAUGACAGGGGUAGGGAAAAGAGAGGGUUGGGAGGAGGGGAGAGCUGGGGGACCCCCACCAUCACCAGCCCUGCCCCUUAAUGUUGGUCUGUGCCCAAGACCCAGGCCACUGCAGGGUCUGCCUCUUCUCCUUAAGUGGUAUUGAUCCUUUUGUCGAUCUGUUAAAUAUAACCUCAGGAAAGGAGUCAACAUAAUCGUCCCCAAUUCAGGAGAAAGAGACUGAUUCUUGGGAGGAGGGGGGAGCCUCUAUCCCAAGCAGCUCUGCUGAUACCCGAAUGGCCUGCGGAUCAAGUGUCAGCCUCUCCAGCCUGAAUAAUUCAUGCCAAGAGCAGGAAUGCUUCCUUCUCAGGAGCCUGUCUCUUUAAAUCACGUUUGGAGCUUCCCAGUUCUGGGGAAAAAAAAAAUCCAGAACAAAACAAAUCUGUAAACAGCUCAGCCCCCACCUCAGCCCUGGCCCCUUCUAAGACCCCCCACUCCAUGCUGCAAAAUCUGCUCCUGUUCUCCCAACCUCUGGUGCCCCAAACCCCACUCACAGGCGGAGAAGCCUGGAGGGACUGGUUGAUGGUGUCCAACGGAAUCCCAGGAGUUUAAGACGUUUGGGGGCAGGGAAUGAGAGCAAAGAGCAGAAUCACUACACCCCCGUGUCUCUGUGCCUAGAGCAGUGCUUGGCAGAGGAGUCCAGCCCGGUGGAGGAAACCAGAUGGGGGAACUCCUGGCAGAGACAGAGGAGCCAGAGUUGGUGGGUGGGAGGGGAGCGGGUGCCACAGACUUCUCCUGAUGAUGGAAUGGGAUGGGAUGGUAUGGAGAAAAAGCUGGUCUCACAGGACCUACAGGGGUGGUGACACAGCCGGGUCUAACGGAACUAGGGUCGCAGAGGAGAAAGCAGAGACCGGGGAUUUUCCAGUCUCUCUACCUUAGGAAGAGGCUGGAAAAUAAGUAACUUUCUCAGCCCACCCCUCAGCCCUUCCUUCUGUAGUAGGAGCAGCUCUAAAGUCCUCCCCAACCCCCGAAUUCUCCCUGGUGGUAACCCACCUGCCCGCUCUCCGAAGGCGGGCCCCGCCCCACACGUGCUGGAGAGGGAGGAGGAAGGACCCAGCUUAAACGUGGGGGGUGGAGGAGGGGGAAACCAAGUCGGAGUCUCCAGGAGGCAAACUUCUCGGCAGCCCAGGGGGACGUGGGCCGAGAGGGUAAAGAGAAAGGGCAACAGCCGACAGCCCUGAUUCUCGGGAGCCUCCCACCCCGCCUCCCACGGCGAAGAGGGAGCGGAGACUCCGCUGGGGGCGGAGGAGGAGGCCGGGAGGCGGGGAGGGGGGAAGCAAACCCUGCCCACUCGGCUCCGAGCCCGGAGCGGCCGCGGAAGUCGGAGGCCGGCUCGCAGGGCGAGGGCACCGGGGGCGGGGGGCUCCGCUCCCCGUCUGACCCCUCUCGCCCCUGGCCAGUCAGCCAAUAACUACGGCUCCUCGGACUUUCGAGACAACGAACGGACCGACCGGGACUGCCAGCCGCUCCGGGUCAAGGACUCGCCCCACCCGUGCCCCCACCAGGCGCUCCCAACUCACUGGUGAGCGCGGCGGCCCGGGCGCUGGAUGCGGGGGCGGCCGCGAUGGCCCCGCGUGCUGGACAGCCGGGGCUCCAGGGGCUACUGCUCGUGGCGGCUGCGCUGAGCCAGCCCGCGGCACCCUGCCCCUUCCAGUGCUACUGCUUCGGCGGCCCCAAGCUGCUGCUACGCUGCGCGUCGGGCGCCGAGCUCCGCCAGCCUCCGCGGGACGUGCCGCCCGACGCGCGCAACCUCACCAUCGUGGGCGCCAACCUGACGGUGCUGCGCGCGGCCGCCUUCGCCGGCGGGGAUGCGGACGGGGACGGCGACCAGGCGGCGGGCGUGCGCCUGCCGCUCCUGAGCGCGCUGCGCCUCACGCACAACCACAUUGAGGUGGUGGAGGACGGCGCCUUCGACGGGUUGCCCAGCCUGGCGGCGCUCGACCUCAGCCACAACCCGCUGCGCGCCUUGGGCGGUGGCGCCUUCCGCGGGCUGCCCGCGCUGCGCUCGCUGCAGCUCAACCACGCGCUGGUACGGGGCGGCCCCGCGCUGCUGGCCGCGCUGGACGCUGCGCUGGCCCCGCUGGCCGAGCUUCGCCUGCUGGGCCUGGCGGGCAACGCGCUGAGCCGUCUGCCGCCAGCCGCACUGCGCCUGGCGCGCCUGGAGCAGCUGGACGUGAGCCUCAACCGGUUGUCCGGCCUGGGCCCCGACGAGCUGCGCGCGCUGGAGCGCGAUGGCGGCCUCCCCGGGCCGCGCCUGCUGCUCGCCGACAACCCCCUGCGCUGCGGCUGCGCCGCGCGCCCCCUACUGGCCUGGCUGCGCAACGCCACGGAGCGCGUGCCCGACGCGCGACGCCUGCGCUGCGCCACCCCGCGGGCGCUGCUGGACCGGCCGCUGCUGGACCUGGACGGGGCUCGGCUGCGCUGCGCGGAGAGCGGCGCCGACGCUCGCGGAGAGGAGGCGGAGGCCGCCGGCCCGGAGCUGGAAGCCUCCUACGUGUUUUUCGGGCUGGUGCUGGCGCUCAUCGGCCUCAUCUUCCUCAUGGUGCUCUACCUAAACCGCCGCGGCAUCCAGCGCUGGAUGCGCAACCUGCGCGAGGCGUGCCGGGACCAGAUGGAGGGCUACCACUACCGCUACGAGCAGGACGCCGACCCGCGCCGCGCGCCCGCGCCCGCCGCGCCCGCGGGCUCCCGCGCCACCUCCCCGGGCUCGGGGCUCUGAGCUGCCCCUGCCUGGCCCGAAACCGUGGAGAUGAGACGCCCGCGAGCCCCGAGCUCUGAGACCUUCCCCCGACUCGGAGGCACUAAGCCGUACCCUCUCGUUCCCGCCUCCGAGAGCUCCUACCGUCAAAGACCCAGAGAUAGCCGGUCCGAAUACAGAAACCCCGCCCGCCCACCCUAGUUUCUGAAACCUCCCUCCUGAACCACUAAAAGUCCGUUCCCCACCUCAGGGCUCACACAGAGACUCUGUUCUUAAAGGCCAAAGCUCUGAGACUUGCCCCCAACACCCUGUGCUUGGAGCUCCUACACCCGAGACUGCCUUGACCUCCCUCGCCAGCUCGGAGCCCGCAGUCCCCUCCGGGGCUCGUGGGCCCUCCCAUUCCAUUCUGGACUCGAAGCACAGCACCCCCAUCAGAAUGGUUUUGUGGAUUCUGAGCCCUUUGUCCCAUCCCAGAGCUCAGAGCCCUCCAUCCUGCAUGGAGGCCCAACCCUGGGGCUCUGAGGAUUGGGCACCCUCCCCUCAUCCAAGAAUAUAUUUCGUACCCCUGCCCCGCCGUCACCCACCCCCGCCUCUGGCUCAGGCCCUUCUCUUCCUCGGCUCAGGCGUGGGGCUCAGCUCCUAGUAUGUCCCUCCCAUCCCAGGGGCAAGCACAUCCCAUCUAGCCUUAGUGUGGAGCCGACUCUCAGCCUUUCCCACCAGGGCGCUGACCUCCCGAUACUCAGUGCUGGUCCCCAGUCUCAGACAGCUCUUCACCCCGAUCUAACUUUCAUCCCCCUGCCCAAGCCUUAGGCUCUUGACCUCCCCCCCCCAUACCCAGUGCUGGCACUCAGCAUCCACCCCUGCCAUUCACUAGUCAAGGUCCAGUGAGGAAUCGGUCCCUGGGAUGUCCUCAUCCCCUUUUCCUCCCAGGACGAGCUCUUCAGUCCUGCCAGAUAGGUGCAGGUGCCAUGCACCCCUGGUGCAUCCUGGCAGAUCCUUGUGGGGAAGGAGAGAGCCUUCAGUGUGUGAAAGGGAUAGUGGGGCAUCGUGGCUUCAGAGAGGGGCAGGAAGUGGGCUCUGGAGGGCUGGAAGCUGCUGCCCUUCGAUUUCUCCAUGCUCUCUCCCAUGCCUGUGGCUCUUCGCCCUUGGGGAUUCCUUGCCACCACCACUACCACCACCACCUCACCCCGUAUAUCUUCUGGAAGAGAAGUGGGUCUUGCCUCCUGCCUCAGGCACGAGCCCUCCUGGUUCAGGGUCAGAACCUCAGCACCUUGCCUUCUCCAUGAUCCCAAAGCACAAUUGGUGAGAGGGGGAGAGGAUGCCCUCUCCCUGACUCCCCACCCUCUAGAGCAGGCAGAAUGGCUGGCCUGUGCUGCGUCUGCACACAGGAAGUCACCUUCCUUUAAUAUAUUGGCUUGAGGCCUGCCUUCCCUCCCCAUACCCAGAAAAUGUGGAUCUCCCUUGAGCAGUUUUCUAUAAAGUCUGCAAUAAUCUCAGAUACUCUA
This is a messenger RNA of Cercocebus atys (sooty mangabey), 7953 nucleotides long. It is a transcript of the gene TPBGL, whose product is annotated as trophoblast glycoprotein-like. Gene Ontology annotation, molecular function: protein binding. The transcript has a single exon. The record is from RefSeq and is a predicted model, not a curated record. Gene Ontology annotation, cellular component: plasma membrane. Lineage: Eukaryota; Metazoa; Chordata; Mammalia; Primates; Cercopithecidae. Gene Ontology annotation, biological process: negative regulation of canonical Wnt signaling pathway. Bases 5315 to 6469 code for a protein of 384 amino acids.